UCUUCACUCAUCUUCUUGUCUACCUUUGUGUGCUAUUUGGAACGUGGCAACUCGAACUGGUGCACUUCGGUGCCAAGUUCUAUGUUGAAUCCAGACAGACAGACUUCAAUAGCCAUUUUUAUUACUAUCAUCUGAAUAUAAAUAGUGCUUAAUGUUUUAAUCUUUUAAUCACUAUUGGCUAGCGAAAGUUCUGUGUAUAUGAAACUAUGCAUAUUACAUUAAAGUCAAAGGCUUGUAACUUGACAAACAAAUUUUUUACUUUAUGCCUCUUUUUAAAGUGAUCCUGACGUCACCUACAGAAUUUCACUCGUUACUUUCUUCUGUUGGUAUUUAACAAUGCUUAUACCUGUUAAUAUGGAGAAUAAAUUGCUUUAUAAGGAAAUACUGGUAUACAAUGUUUUGGUUAUCGUGUGUGUACAUCUAAUUCAAAUUAUAAGGAAUAUAUAUGCAACCGAUUUCCCUCAUACUAUCCUUUCAAGUUCUCAAACCUUUGGAAAUUAUCUUACAAAAAACAAAAAACAACUUACGAUAUUUGGUUUGUGGAAACAUACCAUCUCUUUAUUUUGUGAUGCUAAU
This is a messenger RNA of Trichobilharzia regenti, 576 nucleotides long. The record is from the annotation of a GenBank genome assembly. NCBI's taxonomy places the organism in Eukaryota, Metazoa, Platyhelminthes, Trematoda, Strigeidida, Schistosomatidae.